Adineta ricciae is the source of this 1575-nucleotide messenger RNA. The record is from the annotation of a GenBank genome assembly. NCBI's taxonomy places the organism in Eukaryota, Metazoa, Rotifera, Eurotatoria, Adinetida, Adinetidae.
AUGAUCACACAGAAUGCUUCGAUUUUCGAACGUGUUUGUCCACUUGAUCAAACAUUUGAUAAACGAUACUAUGCUGGUAUUUUUCAUUUUCGAUUUUGGCAAUUCGGAAAAUGGGUCGACGUUGUUGUCGACGAUUGUUUGCCAACAGUAAAUAAUCGACUGAUAUUCUGUCAGAAUGCCAAAGAACCAAAUGAAUUUUGGGCAGCUUUACUUGAAAAAGCGUACGCGAAAUUGAGUUAUUCGUAUGAAGGUACAGAUGCUGGGCAAACAACAGACGCUUUGAUUGAUAUGACUGGUGGAGUGGAGGAAUCAUUCGAUACAAAGGAAAUUAAUGAUAAGGAACAAUUCUGGCAAACAUUAGGUACAGCAUUAAAACACGAUGCUAUGGUUGGUUGUUCGAUUACUCCGGAUCCAAGUGAACAUGAAGCGAAAAUGGCCAAUGGCUUGGUAAAAGGUCAUGCGUAUGCUGUUACUGCGGCUGUUCGUGUUAAACUUCUCAAUGGUGAAAUCGUUCAGAUAGUUCGUUGUCGAAAUCCGUGGGGUAACGAAACCGAAUGGAACGGUGCUUGGAGUGAUGGAGAUACGAACAACUGGAACAAAAUCGAUUCACAUACGAGGGAACAAUUGCAUUAUCAAAAACAAGCCGAUGGCGAAUUUUGGAUGCUUUAUUCCGAUUGGUUGAAGAAUUUUGAACAAAUUCAGAUUUGCAACCUUUCACCUGAUUCAUUCGAAGGACAACUCAGUGCUCAACAAGGAAAACGUAUUGCUUGGCAUCGAACUCAAUUUGAUGGCGCUUGGAUCAAAGGACAAACCGCCGGUGGAUGUGGACAACCAAGAAUUGAAAGUUUCUUUACUAAUCCUCAGUACCUAGUCAAUGUCACUGAAACUGAUAUCGAGGGCGGCGAUGGUCUUUGUACAAUCAUCUGUGCUUGUUUACAAAAAUAUACACGUCAAAAACGACAGCAAACUCGUGUACAACAAGCUGAAGAAUAUAUCAAUCUUCGUUUAUAUCGAAUUAAAGAUUCAGUGAAUGUAUCACAAGUCGAACAAGGCUGUAAAUUCUACCCAAAAGAUCUCGAACGACAAGGCGAUACGGGUUCUUAUAUCAACAAACGUGAAGUGACAGGACGCUUUCGCGUCAAACCGGGAAAUUACAUUCUGAUUCCAUCGACUUACGAAUCUGAUAGAGAAGGUGAGUUUCUCGUCAGAAUAUUUACUGAAGGUGGUUCAGCUGGAAAAUCAUUGACGGAAGAACAGCCGGAUAUAGAUUCACCUUCACAAAUAGUUGACAAGGCGAAAUAUGAAUUUCAUGAUGGAAAAGAUCAAGAAUCGAAGUUUACUAUCAUGCAAUGGUUCGAAAAACUACCAGAAUCGCAACAAAAGCUGCUCAAAUUUGGUGGAUAUGCUUCGUAUCAAAAUCGCUCAUCAUUUGAUACAUUCGUCAAAAAUCGGAACUUUUCGACUCUUUUUCAUUGUGUAGAGUAUAUUUCGAGUGUUUGCUUGAUGGAAUUGCAUUAUUUCUUCACAAGCAGUUUAUUUCAUCGUCGAAAGUCGUUGGCAAACGAAGAAAUUUGA